This is a messenger RNA of Orbicella faveolata, 1877 nucleotides long. RefSeq lists its product as uncharacterized. Gene Ontology annotation, biological process: ubiquitin-dependent protein catabolic process; protein polyubiquitination. The record is from RefSeq and is a predicted model, not a curated record. Gene Ontology annotation, molecular function: ubiquitin protein ligase activity; metal ion binding. NCBI's taxonomy places the organism in Eukaryota, Metazoa, Cnidaria, Anthozoa, Scleractinia, Merulinidae.
CUGUGUCAUAAAUUUAGAAAUCAAAACAUUAUUAUAAUGAAUAGUCCAUAUAACCUCAAAAAUAAUAUUUCAUAAAUUUAGAUAGUACUAACCAACCUACAUAUUAAACUUUUCAUAGACUUAUCUAGAUAAACUCACUGAAGAAGCAAUGAAGGAUAUUAACAUCUGCUGCACAAUUGACAGUAAAACUGGAGAACCAUGUAAAUGGGUUGGACAAAUCAGGCAUUUGGAGGUGCAUAUGGAUUUACAUCGUAAGGGAGCUCAAGAGGCAACUGCUCAGCUGAGCCCCGCUGUCUUUCCCAGUACUGCUCAAGGUGCUGUUCCUGGUCCCUCUACUUUGCCCUUAUUUGAUCAGCCAGACGGUGAAGAAUCGUGGAAGGAAGUAGCGCAGGGUUUGAUGGACAAGCAACGUAUGGACCACAAUGACAUUCAGGAGUUAAAGCAACAAUUUGAAGUGCUCUUACGAGCAUAUAACACUGAAAAACACAGACGUGAGCAACUAGAGAAUGUGGUGGCAUCUACAGCGGAAAAAUUUCAACUUUUGGAAAACAAGCAAAGUAUGGAUCGCACCAAUAUGGACCAGUUACAACAGCAGCUUGCAGCAUUUAGUGAUGCAGUGGUUACUGAGAAACGGGAACGUGAGCGAUUGCAGAAUGAAAUGAGGGUUAUAGAGGGUCAAGUUAAAGUUCUGCAAUCUAUGGGCCACCUUGAACAGCUGAAAGAGCAACUUGCGACCCUUUCUGAUGCACUUGCUACUGUGUCACGUCAAGGUGAGGAGUUGCUACAGGAAGUAAGAACUGCAGAGGGCAGAGUUGAAGAUCUAGAACGCCAGCAGCGUCAUGACCAAACUACCACCGAACAGUGUAAAAGACAGCUAGAAGUAUUUGCUGAAGAAUUUGCUGAGGAAAAAAGGAAAUACGAGCAAUUACAGGACAACGUUAAUACUGCAGAUGGCAAAAUUCAGGUUCUAGGACGAGAGUUGGAAACUCAAAAGAAUAUAUGUGCCAGUGCCGGAGCAGAAUGUGCUGGAGAGUUUGAGAGAGGAAUUGAAACUCUAGCUCUAGAAAGUGGAAUACUUCAAGAGUACAUUGGGCGACUUCAAAGUGGGUACCUUGAUAUGCAAAGAAGUCUUGGCGACCUGGAAGCACAGUUUAGGCGCUUUGAAGAUGAACGCCUGUAAGGUUUUGAUGGAAGUUUGUAAUGUGUAUCAGUAAUGAGCUCAGGAGUUAGAACAUUUUAGCUCAAAGUUGCAGACUUAAUCAUUAAUCUAGGAUCCAAGUGUACUUUGUUCUGAGGAGUGAAGUGUCGAAGGCAGUUUCGUGUUCUUCACGGUUCAAUUGUUCGUUCUUCGAAGUGAGUCGAUGCAAGACCUUUUUGUUAUUGAGAACUACAUGGUCCAGUCGAAGUCUGUUUGUUGUUGGUCGAAUUAACUGUUUCUAUACAUUUUCCCCACAUCAAGAACGUGUUAGCUGGGGAUAAGCUAGACUUACCCAAGUUUUUUUUUUUUGGAAUUCUCGUGACCGAGAGCUUUAUAAAAUUCUCUGUGGGUAAUUUAUUUCUUAUUUAUGAAAGCGCGAUCCGAGACUAGUACAUUUUGUGCAUGAAACGCGAGUCAAAGUGCUUUGAAACGUUGAGCUAUUGCGGGUAACGCACGUUAUACCAAAGCUGCGCUGAAUCGCUUAGAAACAAAAGCGUACUUUACUUAAUGUUCUGCCUGUAUGACUUUGCAACAAAUGAAAAGUGCCUGACACUGACAUCCUCAGACGUCUUCUACAUGUUCCCAAGAAAUUAUGCAUCCCGUUAUACUUUGAAUAAAGUUUUUUCAUUUCACCCUUUAAGCAAACCAGGGUGCGACGGGUUGAAGCGAAAGGUUGUGU